Molecule: messenger RNA, 4463 nt
Organism: Actinia tenebrosa (Australian red waratah sea anemone)
Lineage: Eukaryota; Metazoa; Cnidaria; Anthozoa; Actiniaria; Actiniidae
Cellular component (GO): nucleus
Source: RefSeq, a predicted model, not a curated record
GGUGCAGGUUGGCUGCGUAGCACGAGCGUCUUUAUUGAGCAAGAAAGACAUGUUUAGUUGUAAACGAAAAAAACAUCUUUAGAGCUUCUUUUAGCUCGUUUUUUAAAGAACUUUUACUAAAUUAAGUUAACUAAAGGCAAAGCAAAAGAACCAUGUACAAUAAUAUUGGCUUAGCGACUGCUCGUGGUUCGGGAACUAACGGCUACGUGCAAAGAAAUUUGUCUUCAGUUCGUUCGAGGAAAGAAAAAGUUGACUACAGAAACGACGAAGAACUUGAAAAACUAGAGCAGUUAAACACGAGAAGACCAAACAAGGAGAUCUUGGAACAUCAGAGGAAGAGAGAGAUUGAACUGAAGUGUCUUGAACUUCAAGAUGUCAUGGAAGAACAAGGAUACAAUGAUGAUGAAAUCCAAGAAAAAGUUGAGCAGCUCAGGACAACGCUAAAUUCUGCAUUGGAAGAAAAGACUGCAAAAAAUUUGAAGGAAACACAUCAAAUGGCAGAGGCUGCAGAAGAGAAAAAUUCCAGGAUGAAAGGAGCUCUUGGAAUCAAGGCAGACUAUAAAGAUGGUUCAGCAUUCAACCAAGAACUACAAGCAGCACAGAGGGCUGCUGAAAAGGCCAAGCAGGAGGAAGAAAAGAUUGCAAGGGAAAUGGAAAAAGAAAAAGAACUGGAAAAGGAAAGGAAAAGAAGGCUAAAAAAAGAAAAGUUGGAAUCAAAGAAGAAGAAAAGGCGACGUUCACCUUCCCCUUCUUCCAGCUCAGAAUCAGAAUCAAGCUCUGAAGAAUCAAGUAGCAGCUCUUCAGAAGAAGAGUCACCUCCAAGAUCAAGAAGCAAAAAACACAGAAAAGAAAGAAAGCAAUCCAGGGGCAGAUCUCCAUCAGAAAGCCCUGGCAGAAAAUCUAGUAAAYGUGGAAAAGAAAGAGAAAGGAAAAAGAAGCGGGACAAGAAAUCACCAUCUGAAAGUGCUGAGAGAAAACCGAAAAGAAAGGAGAGAUAUGACAGGAACGAGAAAAGGAGAUCACCAUCUGAAAGUGCGGAGAGAAAACCUAAAAGAAAGGAGAGAGAUGACAGAAACGGGAAAAGAAGAAGUGUUAGCCCUGAUGAGAAGCGUAAUCUCACGAAAAAGGACAGAAGAAGAUCUGAGAGUCCAAGCAGCCCACCUAGACACCGUUCGCCUAGUCCUCAGCAACGUAGAGCAAGUAGUUCCCGGAAAAGGCGGACAAGUGAAGAAGUUUCAGAGAGAAAGGAGAGCAGAGAAAGGACCUCCGAAAGAAAGAAACGAAAUGAAAGUCCAGAGGAAAGGAAGAAAUCACGUCGGCAUCGAUCAAGCUCAAGCGACGAAUCACCUCAGCGAAGAAAACGACCUAAGAGACGAGAAAGCGAAGAGAAAUCAUCACCAGAAAGAAAAACGGCAAUAAAGCGCUUUUCUCAGGAAGAAAGACGGAGACAGGAUCGCGACGAUGAAAGAACUGGUAAGAAUUCGUUUCAUUCUCCGGUGAAGAGAAGACGCGCAAGCUCAUCUGAAGACGAAGCAAGAGCUCCUAGACGAGAUGAAAGGCAAAGUCGGGAUGACAGAAGACAAUCCAGUCGAAGACAGGACUCUCCGGUGAAGAGAAGGCGCACAAGCUCAUCUGAAGACGAAGCAAGAGCUCCUAGACAAGAUGGAAGGCAAAGACGGGAUGAGAGAAGACAAACCAGUGGAAAACAGGACUCUCCGGUGCAGAGAAGACGCGCAAGCUCAUCUGAAGACGAAACAAGAGCUCCCAGACAAGAUGAAUGGCGAAGACGGGAUGAGAGAAGACAAACCAGUCGAAAACAGGACUCUCCGGUGCAGAGAAGACGCGCAAGCUCAUCUGAAGACGAAACAAGAGCUCCCAGACAAGAUGAAUGGCGAAGGUGUGACUCGAAUGAAAGACCCACCCCCAAGUCGAAACCCAGAGAUACGACGUCACGAAUGAAUCAAUCUAGAGGGCGCGAUUCAAGAUCUCCUGAUGAAAGAACGAUCAGAAAACAAGAAUCACGGCGCUCCUACUCGUCUCCUGAAAGAAAACACCGUGAUUUAGAAGAAAAGAAGAGCAGAGAAAGAGAUACAGACAGGGUACCCGCAGCAAAGGAGAGACCAAGGGAGGGCGCCGAGCCCAGUAGAAGUCCAGAAAGACGGCGACGGUCAUCCGGAUCCCCGGCGAGAAAAGAAAAGCAGGUCAUCAACGAGAAGAAGGAAAAACCAAAGAAACCCCAGUCCGAGUCUGAAUCGUCUUCUGAGGAAAGUUCUGAUGGAUCUUCAAGUUCCAGCUCAGAUUCAGAGUCGAGUAGUUCUGAGGAAGAACAGGCUCCGCGUGCCAAAUCCAACCGGGAGAAGAAUGGCGGGCAGAGUAGCUCUCCAGAAAAGAGGAGACAGCCAAGCUCCUCCCCUGAACGUGAGAAACCCAUGGUUGACAAAGAAGAAAGAAGACAGCCGCAGAGGAGGCAAGAGGCAGAACCUCCAGCCAGGGGUGCCAGACGUCGCAGCCCGCCAAGAAGAGUAUCUCCUCCUCCUCCUACAAGAAAUACGCGUCGACAGAGUCCAAGUGUAUCGCCACCGAGAAGGACAGAAAGACGUCGAAGUAUUUCCCCUGAACAAAGAAAACGAAUCUCCGGAGUAAGAGAGGAGUACUCUCCAAGAAGAAAUGUAAGACGAUCUCCUUCUCCACCAAGGAGACACUCAGAUCGUUGGCAGAGACCGAGCGCAAGUCCACCACGCAGAAGACGACGAAGCAGCACCCCUCCACGACGCUACCAAAGGUCCCCUUCCCCUCCACGUCGUAGACCCCAAGAACGAUCACCUUCUCCAAGAAGGUAUAGGAGGGAUAGAUCAAACACCCCUGAUGAACCCCGAUAUGUAAUACAGGACAGAAGAUCACGAAGCGGUAAUCCAAGACGAAGUAGAGAUGCCAUUCAAAGAGGUUCCAGGUUACCGGAGCAAACGUCGACACCACAAGAGCGACUGUCACUAGGUCGUAGAGGAAGUCCAAAUAGGGAACAGUCCUCACGAGAAGAGCCAAGCCAACACGUUAGGGAGAAGUCCGUCAGCCCCCCUCGCAAGAGUAGCUCUACUUCUAAAGGGCAAAGAAGCGCAACCCCAGAAGAAGCCAGAAGACCAUCACAAGAAAGGAAAGGCGAAAAGCACUCGCCCGAGAAGAAAGAAAGUAAAUCUGGAAGUGACAGCAGUGAUGAUAGCAGUGACAGUGAUUCCAGCGAGUCAAAGAAAUCAAGUCAGUCAAGCAGCAGUAGCAGUAGUGAAGACAGUGGCGAUGAAUCCAGCAGUGAUAGCAGCAGCAGCGGCAGUAGCAGUGGUAGUGACAGCCCAAAGAGAUAAGAACCCCUUAAUCAGUUGGUGAAUAGCUUCCAUAGCAGCGCUCUUAAAGGGGCUUCCUUUUCCUCGAGCCAGUCUCCUAAUACGUAAGGUGUUGCGUGACACUUGUCUUAGAAGAGGGGUUCAUCUCUACCCAUUCAGUUUCUACGUAUGAUCUAGAAAAAACUAACAAUCGCUCUUUCAAGGAUAACUUCUAUCCAACAGAAAGAGGGGUGGGGAUGUAGUAUAAGAAUAAGAUCAGGGCCAAUUCCGACAUGUACAAGUGAAUCUGGCGGUCCAAAGUUUCUUGAUACAUUGCGUUACUCAAAUUUUAUGUGUAUUUAUUUUAGCGUUUACCGUUUUAUAAAACCUUGUUAUGUGACCGACAACAGAGUUCUACAAUAGUACCAUCACCCAUUGACAUGACUUAAACAAUACAAUCGAGUUUUUGCACAAGCUAGACAAAACUGAGGACGUUUUUAAUCCCUACGUUUUUGCAUCUAUUCUUCCCUCCUCUUUCUUUAUGCUGAUUCUUCCCCCUUUCUGUGAUUGCGUGCGGCUGUGAAACUGUUUCCACUGAUAUUAUCAAUAUAUCAUUGCUACAUUUAUGUCUCUAGAAGAAGUUCUGUCACUGUACAACAAAGUAAUGUAAGUUCCAACCACCAAGGUUAAUGAGCCUUAAUUCACUUUUGUAUGAUGUAUCAUGCCCAAUCGUAGUUGGUCGGGAUCAAUUUUAGACAAUUUCGCUCUAUAACUUGGGUUGCGAACCAAUCUGUAAUGAUUUCCGUAUUAUCAUAUAAGCUUUAUUCUUUGUAGUAUGCCCUUAUCCUUUCCGAAGGAAACAAAAAGACUCAUUUACCAUGUUGGAGGAUAUGACAAAACAAUCCCAUCACCUAAUAUACUGUCCAGUUCUUCCAACAUGGCGACUUUGACGUUUAGUAUGUUGCUAACUUAAAUCAUUUCUGGAUGGGAAAAUAUUUUGCUGAUUGGCUUCAUUUGUUACUUAAUAAGAAUUGUAUUAUCAUGGAGUCAUUCUUACUGUUAACUAAUAGUAAUCCAGUUGUAUAGGUGGUAAAGAAUUGUAAAGCCAGAGAGAAAGUUUCUAUUAAAAUGGUAUGUGAUUUAAUGUAA